AUGACGAGCAUCCAGACUGUGGAAAACGCCGAAGACUCCGAGCCCCUGGAAGACCGUCUCGCAAAGCAGUGCCGUGAAUCGAUCCUCGCGGCCAGACGAUACGCUUUUGCGUAUAUGAUAUCUGGCGACCACUGGAAUGGCGAGGUGCGGUCAAACGUCACAAUCACGGCAGAAUACGUCUUCCUAUACCACUAUCUAGGUAUCGACGAACGGUUAGAUCGCAAUGCUUUGAUUUCUUUUCUGGAAAGCCAACAGUUACCUGACGGCUCAUGGUCCAUCGCCCCGGAGCACCCUGGAGACCUUUCGGUCUCCUGUGAAGCAUACCUCGCCCUGAAACUGCUGGGUGUGAGCCCGAAGGCACAGAAAAUGGAGUCUGCUCGAGCGUUCAUCCAAUCGAAAGGAGGACUAUCGUCGGUCCGGGUGUUCACGAGGAUAUACUUGGCCAUGUUCGGCCUCAUGUCUUGGGAUUACGUUCCUCAAUUGCUUCCCGAACUCAUACUGGUCCAUGAUUCCGCACCAAUCAGCAUUUACAGGUUCUCAUCUUGGGCUAGGGUCACACUUGUACCUUUGAUUGUGAUCUGCUACCAUCGACCUGUAUUCGCUCUUCCGAACGGUCGGUCUUCGAGCAACGACUACCUCGAUGAGCUCUGGCUGCAUCCGAGCAGGAAAGUCGUCAAGUACGCCAUUCCGUACAGGAAUCUGGUCCAAAACAGGAACUUCGUGGGCAUGUGUGCCAAGUUCGCCGAUACUGUUCUUUUCUACUUGUCGAAAAUAAGAUUGCCAGGCUCAUACAUGCUUCGCCAAUAUGCAGUCCGAAAGUGCGUGGAAUGGAUAUUAGCACACCAAGAGCCUUCUGGUGACUGGGCUGGUAUUUUUCCGCCUCUCCACGCCAGCAUCGUGGCGAUCCAUCUCGAGGGCAUUCCAUUCGACGAUUUGAGAUUUCAACGCGCUUUGCAGGCCAUUGAAAGGUUCACCAUUACCGAUCGUCUUGGGAAGCGUGCCCAGCCUUGUGUCUCAGCUGGUUGGGAUACUGCAUUGAUGGUAACGGCCCUUUUGGACACCUGCAGGGAACCUGACGACGCGACCUCAGAAGUUCGGCAAUGUAUCGACAGUGCAAUUCAGUGGAUGAACAACCGACAAUCGAUAGGAUGUCCUGGCGAUUGGCGCAUUUACCGGCCACUCAUUAAUUCUGGAGGACACGCUUUCGGGUACUUCAACAGCUGGUAUCCAGAUCUGGACGACACACAGGCUGUAGUCGUUGCAUGUAUGAAGGCAGACUCCACGUCGAUCACAUCUGAUCACGUUGUUGCAGCUUUGGAGUGGCUUCUGGGCAUGCAGAGCUCGGACGGCGGAUGGUCUGCUUUUGAUUAUGACAAUGACAAGCUCUACUUGAAUCAAAUCCCAUUCUCGGACAUGGACGCUCUCUGCGAUCCAGCGACAGCAGACGUUACUGGGGGCGUCUUAGAGGCGUUUGGUCUGGUUCUUCAGGCGUAUGAGACAUCCAUGGAGACGAUGACACGCACCGCGAUGACAGCGAAGAUUGAGAAGGCUUGCGAGUCAGCGAUUAACUUCGUGUUGAAACACCAAGAGUCCAACGGCUCAUGGUGGGGGCGAUGGGGGUGCAAUUAUACAUACGGCACAAGCAAGGCUCUUGUGGGGCUGAAGUACUUCAUCACACGCAAAGGUUAUGGCGCUCUCUUUGAAGUCGUCCAGCACGGUGUCGAUUUUCUUUGUCGAUGCCAGAACCCAGACGGCGGCUGGGGAGAGUCGACGUUAUCGUAUGUCGAACCGAUAAGCACUGCGCCAGGGCAUGUUGAGUACGUUGCUGCCGAUUCGACCCCGUCUCAAACCGCUUGGGCUCUAAUUGCGUUGCUUGCAUAUCGGCCUACGUCUGACGAACAUAUCACCAAGGGAAUCUCGUUUCUCGUCAGGACUCAGACAGAAGAAGGACAUGGUAGGCAGGUCAAUGGCUGCAACUUGGGCGAUCGAACCGGACGUUCUUGGCCGGAGCCAUCAUAUACCGCGCCUGUUGUUCCAGGACAUAUGAUGCUUGGUUAUGAGUUCUACAGUCAUUAUUGGCCGAUGAUGGCGCUUGGCCGCUUUGUCACCAAGAAGGCUCAGGAGGGCUGA
This is a messenger RNA of Zasmidium cellare ATCC 36951, 2130 nucleotides long. RefSeq lists its product as uncharacterized. Bases 1 to 2130 code for a protein of 709 amino acids. Gene Ontology annotation, biological process: triterpenoid biosynthetic process. The record is from RefSeq and is a predicted model, not a curated record. The transcript has a single exon. Gene Ontology annotation, molecular function: intramolecular transferase activity. Gene Ontology annotation, cellular component: lipid droplet. NCBI's taxonomy places the organism in Eukaryota, Fungi, Ascomycota, Dothideomycetes, Mycosphaerellales, Mycosphaerellaceae.